Molecule: messenger RNA, 189 nt
Organism: Penicillium concentricum
Lineage: Eukaryota; Fungi; Ascomycota; Eurotiomycetes; Eurotiales; Aspergillaceae
Exons: 2
Coding region: 1-189 (62 amino acids)
Source: RefSeq, a predicted model, not a curated record
AUGGCGAUGUCUGCAUCUGAGGAGAUACUUCACGCUUUCAAUGAAGUGCUGAAUUUGAGGGAAGCCUAUACCUGGAACUGCCAACGAAAGACGAUGAUUGGAAUUACGAGUAGAUCCUCAAAUUUCUCCGGCAUGUUGCCACUUGUGGAUACAUCUAUGAUAUCGAAAGUCACCAAAUACCAUCUCUGA